Molecule: messenger RNA, 1717 nt
Organism: Thrips palmi
Lineage: Eukaryota; Metazoa; Arthropoda; Insecta; Thysanoptera; Thripidae
Product: spliceosome-associated protein CWC27 homolog
Exons: 9
Coding region: 131-1603 (490 amino acids)
Biological process (GO): protein peptidyl-prolyl isomerization; protein folding
Cellular component (GO): catalytic step 2 spliceosome
Molecular function (GO): peptidyl-prolyl cis-trans isomerase activity
Source: RefSeq, a predicted model, not a curated record
AAGAAAAACAAAACACAAAUCAAACAAUAACAAACAAACUCUACUUGUUUCCUGCGUUGCCCUGUUUUUCCUUUUUCUUGCGAAGUUUAGACUAGUUUUAUCGAAAAUAUUGUGACUUAUUUUAGCAAAUAUGAGUAAUAUUUACAUACAAGAACCGCCUACCCACGGCAAGGUACUUCUAAAGACUACUGUGGGUGAAAUCGACAUAGAAUUAUGGGGCAAGGAAACACCCAAAGCUUGUCGUAAUUUUGUGCAGCUUUGUCUAGAGGGCUACUACGAUGGCACUAUUUUCCAUCGUGUUGUUAAAGGUUUUAUCGCUCAAGGAGGAGAUCCGACAGGGACAGGAACAGGAGGAGAAUCAAUUUAUGGACAUACAUUCAAAGAUGAGUUCCAUUCAAGACUUAGGUUUAUCCGAAGAGGAUUGGUGGCUAUGGCAAAUGCAGGGAAAGAUGACAAUGCUUCACAAUUUUUCUUUACCUUUGGAGCCACACCAGAACUUCAAAACAAACACACUAUCUUUGGGAAGAUCACCGGUGAAACCGUCUUUAAUAUGAUGAAGUUAGAAGAUGCUUUGGUAGAUCGUGAUGACCGCCCACAAUACCCUCAUAAAAUAAUCAGCACAGAAGUGUUAUUUAAUCCAUUUCCAGAUAUUGUUCCUAGAGUACUCCCAAAGCAGAAGGAGAAAAAGCAGUCAAAAAAGAAAGAGAAGCAAGUUGGAGUCAAAAACUUUAAGCUCCUCUCAUUUGGAGAGGAGGCUGAAGAGGAUGAAGAGCAAGUUACUAGUGUCAACGAAAAAUAUAGUGGAAAGGGCAAAUCCACUCAUGAUGUCUUAGAUGAUCCAAGCUUGAGUUCUGUUCCUGCUGUUGAAUCAAAAAGUGUCAAAAAUAAAUCGGGGUCUGAUUCCGAGGCCCUGAGUGGAGACCAGCAAAGCUCAGAUAGCGACAGUGAUGGUCCUGAAAAGAUGAAGAAUGUGGAAGCUGUGAAAAAUAAACUUAAAACGAUUGGUGGAAAAUCAACUGCUCCCAAAGAAGCUGGCAGUGACAGUGAGGAAGAAUUUUCCCUGUCAAAAGAACGAAGAGAAGAGCGAAAGAGAAAAGUGGAAAGCAUUAGAAAGGAAAUAGAUAGUUUGAAAAAGAGUUAUAGAGAUGAUAAAAAGCGUUCGAAAGUUGAAGUGGAAUCUUUGGAUAAGAAGUCAACUUCAAAGAGUUCGUCCAGCCAAGAAAAUAAUGCUCUAUUUGUUGCUCAUGAAGAGGAAGUGAAGAAGUUUAAAGAGAAGACAAAUUUUCCCAAGAAAGGUGCUUCUAGAGAAAGUUUCACUUUGGGUCUCCUGGAUAAGUUUAAGAAAAAGCUCCAAGCUGCAAAGGAAAAGGCUGAAACUGAGGGAGGAGAAGCUGAAGAUAACCCUAGUGAUGAAGAUGACACAAGUGACAAGUGGAUGGUGCACAAGUUGAAUUUCAAGACAGACACGCCUGUACUUGCAAGGGAUGCAAAUACAAAGGAUGACGAUUGGUAUGAGAUUCAUGAUCCUAGAAGCAAAAUAAACCAGCAAAAGAGAGAAAUUAGUAAGUCUCUGAUGCAAAAGAAGGAUAAAGGGGGUAAAUGAUUUAUAGUCAAAUCAACUUUUACUGUAAAUUAAAAAAAAAUUUAUUGAUUGAUGAUGGUACAGUUGAAAUUAAUUUUAAAUACUUACAAUAAUAAAUUAUGUAAUUCCUUAUCA